GUCAUAUCGAACAUGAGGGAACAUGAGGGUGCUACUGACUAGUUUCUUUUGGAUGACAAUUCCAGAUAUCUCACGGAGAAAUACUAUCCAUUACGACCAAAGUUGGCAGAAUCAAAAUUUUACUCAUCAAGUUUGUAAAGAAUAUGCUGUUCCUGAGGACAAAUUGGAGGAUUACAAUGAAGUUACUGCACAAGAUUUUGUUUUGUUCCCAGGAAUAUGGAGAGACAAGACACUAAGAGAACAUGAUGUGAUGCUGAGCAGUGUACUGAUUGAUUUGACUCAUGGGAGGUAUAUUCCUCUUCAAAGGUUAGUAUCCAUAUUUUAUUGAACUUCUCUCCAGCGUCCUUGAGCAUAGGUUGGCGAUUAUGGGAGUUAGCCAACAAAUGUUGAGGUGGUCUUCGUCGAAGAGUAAUAAAAAGCCAACAAAUGUUGAGGUUGAUCAUGGGACCGUGGUAGAAAACCACUUAUGGCUCCUUGCUCAGUUUUAUGGAGCUUUUGCCAGCACUAGUCAACUUCAGGUUUCUCGGCUACUUGUAUUUUUCAUUUUCAUUAUUUUUUUGUGUGACUACUUUCUUUUUAUUUUUAUCAACAAUUUAUGUUUCCUAUGUGUUACGUAAGGCAGAUUGGACCUAGCAGGUAAGAAUUUAUUUUCUUAAAAUUUUGCACCUUUUUCUUGUUUCUUAAAGAACUCUGUUAUCCAUUGUAGGUGAAUGUUUUGGUACACAAGUAUGAGAACUUCAAUGAUUAAGAAGAUUUGAAGGUUGUUCUUGGUACACAAGAUCAGGUGACAUGUUUUAGUUUGGUUACACUUUCAGCAUUUAAAUACAACUAAAUCUCCUGUCUAUUUGCUCAUGACACUCAGGUUGAUGGAAAGUAUUGGGAGUUAUGGUGAACGAAACAUGCUAUCGUGCCCAUGAAAUCUAAGUAAUACUCUUUAUAUUCUAUAUUAUUUUCUGAAUGAUGAGGUGCUCACAAUCAUAUUUUGGCUUUAUAGUUCUGUAAUUAGUAUUCUGUUACAGAAGACAAAUUGGAGAAUUGCAAGAUAUUUUGUGUUCCCAGGUGAAAUCUAUGCAUGUUCUUAGAACGUAACAUCUUUUUUGAAGUGUUCUGCAUUUUACUUUUUAUGGAGAUGUUGAUUAUAUAGGAAUAUGGAGUGGAUCUUUUUAUGAAGUGCAUUUUACUUUUUGUGAAGUGCUUCAAGGUAUGAAUCCUGUGUUACAAUAUAAGUGUUACGGUUCUGACCCUUGUUGAGUUUUCCUUUUCCAAUUUCACUCUCACUUUUGAAACCUCUGACAACACUUUCUCAUUUAUGACUCUGACAGUUAGAAGAAUGUGUGGGUAGAAGUCGCCAGUUCUAGAAUCAAGUUCUGCAAAGUUCUAUAUUUGGAUUUUGCUUCUUCUCCCUAAAAGUUUUUAUUUUGUUUUAUGGUUCAUACGUGCCCCUCUUCGAAUACUUGCUAUUUUUGGUUGUAAUAUAUUCUUGUUCUUUUUUCAGUGUCUCAUCGUGGGACUUCGACAAAUUUGGUGAUUCCGGUUUCAGGUCUGCGUACUCUUUACGUUUUCCUUUCCCAAUUUCACCUUCACUUCUGACAGCACUUGUUUUGUUUAGGAUUUUGAUUGUAAGCAGAAUUUCUUUGUUCGAGUUUACUCCGGAAAUAAUUGUUCGAGUUUUCAAUUGUUUGGUAAAUUUUUAAAUUCCUAUGUAGUGGAAAUCUGUUUAGAUGUUAUUAAAUAUUGACUUUCUUGUGAAAAACUCUUCCUGUCUUUUUCGUUUGUAUUAUGAUCACUCUCUCAC
Messenger RNA from Erythranthe guttata (spotted monkey flower), 1795 nucleotides. The record is from RefSeq and is a predicted model, not a curated record. Lineage: Eukaryota; Viridiplantae; Streptophyta; Magnoliopsida; Lamiales; Phrymaceae.